UGGCGCUCCACUUCCGGCCCCCUCCCCACCCCGGGCUCCCUCGCGCCGGAAGUGGUUCUUGUCUCCAAGAUGGCGACUCCCUAUGUGACUGACGAGACCGGGGGCAAGUACAUCGCAUCCACUCAGCGGCCCGAUGGCACGUGGCGGAAGCAGCGGAAGGUGAAGGAGGGUUACGUGCCCCAGGAGGAGGUGCCCGUGUACGAGAACAAAUACGUGAAGUUCUUCAAGAGCAAACCCGAGCUGCCCCCGGGGCUGAGCCCCGCGGCCCGGACCCCCGCGGGAACCCACCCCGAGCCGGCCGAGCCCGGCCUCUCCCGGACAGCCCGGCGGAACCUGAAACGUAAGGAGAAGCGGCGGCAGCAGCAGCAGCAGCAGCAGCAGCAGCCGGACCAGGGGGUGGGGGAGGCGCUCAGCCGGACGCUGGAGAAGGUGACGCUGGGGGAGCCGGGCGGCCCCGCGGCCCCCCCGGACCCCGGGGCCUCGGAGAAGGCCCGCAAGCUGAAGAGCCUGCGCAAGAAGCUGCGUCAGGCGGACGAGCUGCAGCAGCGCAUCGAGGCCGGCGCCAUCCAGCAGCCGAGCCGCGAGCAGCUGGACAAGGUGGCGCGGCGGCAGGCGCUGCAGGAGGAGCUGGAGGAGCUGGAGCUGGGGCCCUGAGGGCAGGCGCCGGGCGGGCACCGGACGCCGGGGGGACAGCGGGGGCCGGGGACUGGACCGCCCACCGGGCUCCCGGGGACUGAGCCGGCGCCCGGACCCCCUCCGGCCUCGGGUGGCCCCUCUGACACUCUCUCCCUGUCGAACUUUGGCCGCCGCUCCCGGCCGGGGGUCCCUCCGAGGUGCCGGGCGGGUGGCCGCUCUGCCCGGAGCCCCGGGCUUCCUGUUACUGAGUUUGGGGAUGUCUUCCCCUUUUUUAGGAACCAGAUAAUAAAUCCGCCGCACUGA
Tachyglossus aculeatus (Australian echidna) is the source of this 939-nucleotide messenger RNA. It is a transcript of the gene PYM1, whose product is annotated as PYM homolog 1, exon junction complex associated factor. Gene Ontology annotation, cellular component: exon-exon junction complex; cytoplasm. The transcript has 3 exons. The record is from RefSeq and is a predicted model, not a curated record. Gene Ontology annotation, biological process: exon-exon junction complex disassembly. Gene Ontology annotation, molecular function: RNA binding. NCBI's taxonomy places the organism in Eukaryota, Metazoa, Chordata, Mammalia, Monotremata, Tachyglossidae. The coding region runs from base 70 to 654 and encodes 194 amino acids.